Cryptomeria japonica (Japanese cedar) is the source of this 1430-nucleotide messenger RNA. RefSeq lists its product as uncharacterized. The transcript has 2 exons. Lineage: Eukaryota; Viridiplantae; Streptophyta; Pinopsida; Cupressales; Cupressaceae. The coding region runs from base 345 to 1118 and encodes 257 amino acids. The record is from RefSeq and is a predicted model, not a curated record.
AUUUAAUCUUUGAAACUUUUAAGUAAGGGCGGUUAGUUUUUCUGGUUUGGCUGCCUCUUUUGAGCUCAGCUUGCAAUUGCAUAUUGUGCUUUGAGGUUCUAGCUGCCCUGCAUUUCUUUGUUUGGCUGCUCUGUCCUACUGGGUUCUCUGCCUGGUUUGUUUUAUCAUCUUUUAUAGACUUCUAGUGUGUCCUCCGCCUGGUUUGUUCUAUCAACUGUGUAGCAUAGCUUUGAACCUACAAUUUGAUUCAUUUCUGUUUGGUUUAUUUAUUUUUCUCUAAUGCUGCUUUAGCUUUGAACCAGCUAUCACCAUCAACUUUCAUAUUCUUUUCCCAAAAACAAAAGAUGGCAAAUUAUAGAGCAACUGGAGCUGCUCCCUCAUCCAGCAGAAGCAAUGGUCAGCAAUUAGGGGGUUUGAAUAGUCCUAUUAGGGAUGGCAAAGAAGAAAAUACUGUUAUGUCUUACAGUCAACCUGCAAUCGGGUCAUCAAAUUCUGAAGCUGCUUCCUCAUGCAAUGGAAGCAACACUGAGCAGCUAUGGAGAAUGAAGAGAGUUAGUAUAGGCAAAGAAGAUUGCAAUAGCAUUUCUCUCAGUCCACCUGGAAAUGGGUCAUCCAGUUCAACAACUUAUUAUUCUGCAGAAGAAUCUUUCCAAGAGCAGUCUAUCAAAGGCAUUCACAAAAUACAGGCUAAAUUGCAGGUAUUCGAAGCAGACACCCUGCAUUCCAUUAAAAAUCUCACGACAGACAUUCAGGCUUAUCUCUCUGAGAUGAGGAAAGAAAUACAUUCUCUACAGAACACUAUGACGAAUCUUUCGCUGGGUACAGAGGAAACAGAACCUGUGGAGACUUAUAUUCUGCAAUUCAACUUCAGGAGGCGAAACCCUAUUGAGAACAAAGAAGAUAGCAUUGAAGCAGUGAAAGAGCACAUACUUAAAAGAAUACUGGGGUUCGAAGAUUCGCAGCUUCCAAAAAUAAAAAAUGUGCUCCAGUCAGAUUUUACUGAAGUGCUAGUAGUAUUUGCCGAUUCUUUUUCUAAAGAAAUAGUUUUACAGCGGGCAAAUGAACGGAGGCAAACGAUGGCAGGAGCAGAAAUUACUAUAUUUAACUGGACUCGAUGAAAAGACUUGGAACAUCACAAGAACAUGAGAGAAUGCUGGCUUGUCCUCGGAUUAGGGUUAGUUCAUUAAUUCAGUACAUAGGACAAGGGGAUAAUUUAGGUUUGAUCUAAAUCAGGGCAAUUAUUUUGUGAUCAAGCAUCUACCAGCUUGUAUGUGUGAUUCAGUUGGCGAAAAUCGCUUCCGAACAGAAAAUUUAAGUUUGUCCAUGUAAACACUUCGGUAUUUCAAGGAAAUCAGAAACUCCAUGUAGACACUUUGGUAUUUCAAGAAAAUAAAAAACUGCUGCUUGGAAUGAAAACAAAUGCUGCUCCA